Equus quagga is the source of this 1990-nucleotide messenger RNA. RefSeq names its product follistatin like 3 (gene FSTL3). Lineage: Eukaryota; Metazoa; Chordata; Mammalia; Perissodactyla; Equidae. Gene Ontology annotation, biological process: cell differentiation; negative regulation of activin receptor signaling pathway; regulation of BMP signaling pathway. The record is from RefSeq and is a predicted model, not a curated record. Gene Ontology annotation, molecular function: protein binding; activin binding. The coding region runs from base 47 to 868 and encodes 273 amino acids. The transcript is spliced from 5 exons.
AGGCGCCCGCCGCGCGCUGGGAAGUCGGUGCCGCCGCCCGUCCGCCAUGCGUCCCGGGGCGCCGGGGCCGCUGUGGCCGCUGCCCUGGGGGGCCCUGGCCUGGGCCGUGGGCUUCGUGGGCUCCGUGGGCUCGGGGGACCCCGCGCCCGGUGGUGUUUGCUGGCUCCAGCAGGGCCGGGAGGCCACCUGCAGCCUGGUUCUGAAGACCGACGUCAGCCAGGCUGAGUGCUGCGCCUCUGGCAACAUCGACACCGCCUGGUCCAACUUCACCCACCCGGGGAACAAGAUCAGCCUCCUGGGCUUCCUGGGCCUUGUCCACUGCCUGCCCUGCAAAGAUUCGUGCGACGGCGUGGAGUGCGGCCCGGGCAAGGCGUGCCGCAUGCUGGGCGGCCGCCCGCGCUGCGAGUGCGCGCCCGACUGCGCGGGGCUCCCGGCGCGCCUGCAGGUCUGUGGCUCGGACGGCGCCACCUACCGCGACGAGUGCGAGCUGCGCGCCGCGCGCUGCCGCGGCCACCCGGACCUGCGCGUCAUGUACCGGGGCCGCUGCCGGAAGUCGUGCGCGCACGUGGUGUGCCUGCGGCCGCAGUCCUGCGUGGUGGACCAGACGGGCAGCGCACACUGCGUGGUGUGCCGCGCGGCGCCCUGCCCGACGCCCUCCAGCCCCGGCCAGGAGCUCUGCGGCAACAACAACAUCACCUACAUGUCCUCGUGCCACCUCCGCCAGGCCACCUGCUUCCUGGGCCGCUCCAUCGGCGUGCGCCACCCGGGAAGCUGCACAGGCACCGCAGAGCCGGCAGAGGCUGAGUCGAAGGAGAAGGAGGAAGAGGAGGAAGAGGAUGAGGAGGAGGAAGAGGAGAACUUCGUGUGAGCCUGCGGGGCGGCCUGGGCCUGGCGUUCAAGGCCUCCCCGUUUUAUUUAUUGCUGCAGCAGAGUCUAAUUUAUGUCCCCCGGAGACUCCCCAGAGCCUGGACCGGGACUAUCUGGGGAGCCCCAGAGCCCCGCGACGAUGUCUUGGAAGGGCUGGGGGAAGGAGCCCUGGGAGCAGGGCUGCGGGGUGAGGCCUCCACCCCAGCCACCCUGCUGCCUGGGAGGACCCCGCGCUUCUGCUCCCUCGGGGGUAGCUCUUCAUUAUCGUGGCCCCCGGGAGGGCUGGGGAUUCCCUGCCAGCAGUUAGUCAAGAGGGACCCCAGCCUUUUAGAACACAGACGGGGGGGUGAGGAGGCAGCCCGCAGCCUGGCAUGUUUAGACGAGUCUCAGAACGUGCCAGACCCCAGACGGGCCAAGGAAGUGACCGCUGCCCUCUACCAGCCCAGGAACUCCAGGGCCUGCCCUCCCGCUGCGUCCGUUUCUCUGGUACCUCUUGAAACACCAGCUUGUCCCCUGGGGCGGGGGGACGAUAUCUGUGCGUCCUGGUCCGGGCCUCAGGGUGCAGCGGCCAGCCUUGGCCCAGAACAGGGCACCACGUCCAACGGUGCCCAAUCCGCUUAGGUGGCGACCCCGUGCGCCCGCAAGCUGCUGCUCACCCACUGGCUUGGGGUGGGGUGUAGACCCGAGGCCCACUGCACCCCUGGGGCCUGCUGGCCCAUCUACAGGGGAGGUCCAGACCCAGGACCCCUUGGUCCCACGUGGGCCACCCUGGUCCCGGCUGGACCCUCCUCGCCCGACAGCCCGGCUCAGGGGUCUCAACACCAGCCAGAUGCCGGCCUUGGGCCGAUUCCUUUCAUUCCGUCUGGGCUGUCGCUCAACGUCACCUCCCGGUCCGUGCGUGCAGACCAGAGGCUCAGACCAGACGUGGGGGGUCUAGCUCCCCGAGUUUGGGGCGAGGAGCUAGGGGGCAGUUGUGGUUUCCGUCUCCCAGCCCCCAGGAAGUGCCUUAUUUGUGACACCCAGAAAAGUGCCCUUGAGGAGGAGGUGGGCUCACUCAAGCCCCCCGACAAGGCACCUCCCCCACCCUGGGGUCCUCACCAAAGAAAUAAAGACUCAGAAGCCA